Molecule: messenger RNA, 1164 nt
Organism: Tachysurus vachellii
Lineage: Eukaryota; Metazoa; Chordata; Actinopteri; Siluriformes; Bagridae
Gene: bnip1a
Product: BCL2 interacting protein 1a
Exons: 6
Coding region: 75-755 (226 amino acids)
Biological process (GO): retrograde vesicle-mediated transport, Golgi to endoplasmic reticulum
Cellular component (GO): SNARE complex; endoplasmic reticulum
Molecular function (GO): SNAP receptor activity
Source: RefSeq, a predicted model, not a curated record
AGAUUUCCCAUAGGACGUGGUUUGGGAUACAGCCCGGGUCUCUACACCGGAACACUUACUCAAAGUGAGCAGCUAUGGCUGAUGUCCACGUCCGAAUAUGUGAGCAGGAGAUUAUUAAGUAUGAUCUGGAAAUGAAAGCUCUGAUACAGGAUAUCAGUGAAUGCACAGGGCCACACACUAAACUAACAGAGUUGAACAAUACAGUAAAGGAGAAAUUCGUUCGCCUUCGCCAGCGGAUCCAGGAUCUGGAGCAAAUGGGAAAGGAACAGGAUAAAGAAUCUGACAAGCUUGCUUUACUCAGACAGGUGGAGGGUCAUCGCAAACAGAUGCUCAGUAACCAGACGGCCUGGAGGAAAGCCAACCUGGCCAGUAAUCUGGCAAUUGAUAAACUGGAGAAAGAAGAUUUGCUGAGUGUGGGUGACAGUACAGCAAGACAGAGAAAGGUGACAAAGGAGAGCUUGGUUCAGAACUCCAGCGACAUCACUGAGAGCCUGAUGAACAUCAGCAGAAUGAUGUCGCAGCAGGUGAAUCAGAGCGAGGAGACCAUUAGCACUUUGUCUACAUCAUCAAGAACGGUUCUAGAAACCAAUGAAGAGUUUAAGGCUAUGACGGGGACCAUCCAGUUGGGAAGAAAACUCAUCACCAAAUAUAACCGACGUGAACUGACAGACAAACUGCUCAUCUUUUUGGCUUUGGCGCUCUUCCUGGCCACCGUCCUGUAUAUUUUGAAGAAAAGAUUCUUCCCUUUUCUUUGAACUGAAGCUUUUGGUUUAAUCUGGAACCGGUUUCCACAUGACGGUUUUCUGAUUACAGAGUUAAGUUGGACUAAAUGUUGGACUAAAUUGUUCUGAAGGUGGUAAUUGACCGCUAACAGACCGACACACUAUUACAAUAACUUGUAUAUUUAUUCCAGCACUUGCCUUAAUCUGUACCAGGAAAAGCAGCAGUGUAUGUUUCAGGAAAAAAAUGUACUUUGAACUUUUAUAAAGUGGGAAGUGUAUACAUACCUAAUUAGAUCUAUUUUUGUUUUGAUUCCUGAAGUAAUGACUUAUAAUUGUCCUUCUGUAUUAGUCCUGUAAUAAUAUAUUUAUUGCACAUUAACUAUAAUUAACGUAUCCAGUGCCAGAACAGUUACUUUACAUUAAAAACACACUCGUGAAGAUU